Molecule: messenger RNA, 1961 nt
Organism: Theobroma cacao (cacao)
Lineage: Eukaryota; Viridiplantae; Streptophyta; Magnoliopsida; Malvales; Malvaceae
Gene: ALDH11A3
Product: aldehyde dehydrogenase 11A3
Molecular function (GO): lactaldehyde dehydrogenase (NAD+) activity
Source: RefSeq, a predicted model, not a curated record
CUAACACCAAACUCACACCAGACACUCACUGCCUCACCUUUCAUUCUCUUUUCUCUGCUUCUCUAGCAAAGUUUCUUUGCUCUUAGAGCAAGGAAAUCUAAGGAAACAAGUAGACAGAGUUCUUUUUUUUUUUCUGCGGGAUUGUCUUUGGUGGGUGAGUUUCUUUUUCAUAAUGGCUGGGACUGGAGUGUUUGCAGAUAUUUUGGACGGAGAUGUUUACAAGUACUAUGCUGAUGGAGAAUGGAAGAAGUCUUCUUCAGGGAAAGCUGUUGCUAUUAUCAACCCAACUACGAGAAAGACUCAGUACAAGGUUCAAGCUUGUACACAAGUAGAGGUGAACAAGGUCAUGGAAUCUGCAAAAACUGCGCAAAAAUCAUGGGCUAAGACUCCACUUUGGAAGCGAGCAGAGCUCCUUCACAAAGCUGCUGCCAUCCUGAAGGAGCAUAGAGCACCUGUUGCGGAGUGCCUGGUUAAGGAAAUUGCAAAACCAGCCAAAGAUGCAGUUACCGAGGUUGUUAGGUCCGGGGAUCUUGUUUCUUACUGUGCUGAAGAGGGGGUCAGGAUUCUUGGCGAAGGGAAAUUCUUGGUUUCUGAUAGUUUUCCCGGGAAUGAGAGAACCAAAUAUUGCCUCACCUCCAAGAUUCCACUUGGAGUGGUUCUAGCCAUUCCACCAUUCAACUAUCCUGUCAACCUGGCUGUUUCAAAAAUUGCACCGGCAUUAAUUGCUGGAAACUCCCUUGUACUCAAGCCGCCAACACAGGGUGCUGUUUCUGCUCUCCAUAUGGUGCACUGCUUUCAUUUGGCUGGUUUUCCCAAAGGGCUCAUCAGCUGUGUGACAGGGAAAGGCUCUGAGAUUGGUGAUUUCCUUACAAUGCAUCCUGGAGUUAACUGUAUAAGCUUCACUGGUGGAGACACUGGUAUUGCAAUCUCAAAGAAGGCAGGAAUGAUCCCUCUUCAGAUGGAGUUGGGAGGAAAAGAUGCCUGUAUUGUACUUGAGGAUGCUGACUUAGAUUUGGUUGCUGCAAACAUUAUAAAAGGAGGAUUUUCUUACAGUGGUCAAAGAUGCACUGCUGUUAAGGUUGUCUUGGUGAUGGAAUCUGUUGCUGAUGUUCUGGUGGAAAAGGUGAAGGCCAAAGUGGCAAAGUUAACAGUUGGAGCACCGGAAGAUGACUGCGAUAUCACUCCAGUUGUGUCAGAGUCGUCUGCAAAUUUCAUUGAAGGGCUGGUGAAGGAUGCCAAAGAGAAAGGAGCUACAUUUUGUCAGCUGUACAAGAGAGAUGGCAACCUUAUCUGGCCAUUGUUGUUGGACAAUGUUCGACCUGACAUGAGGAUUGCCUGGGAGGAACCAUUUGGACCGGUUUUGCCAGUUAUAAGGAUCAACUCCAUUGAGGAAGGAAUCCACCAUUGCAAUGCCAGCAACUUUGGACUCCAGGGAUGUGUCUUCACUAAGGAUGUCAAUAAAGCAAUAUUGAUCAGUGAUGCAAUGGAGACGGGGACGGUUCAGAUCAAUUCUGCACCAGCUCGUGGGCCAGAUCAUUUCCCAUUCCAGGGUUUGAAAGAUAGUGGAAUCGGGUCACAGGGGAUUACCAACAGCAUCCACAUGAUGACCAAGAUAAAGAGCACCGUCAUCAACUUACCCACCCCAUCUUACACCAUGGGUUAGUAUUGCCAAUUAGAAAAUACAUAAUAUCAGAACCAGUGAUUUUAGAUAGAUGGUACAAUCAUGCAAGUAACUUUUGUGUUUUAGACUUUAUUGCCUAGUGAAAAAGGCUGAAUAAUGGAGACACGUAAAUCAGCAGCCAGCUAUGUUGUGUGUUACUAAAUGUAGCAAGUUUCUGCUGACUUAGCAAGGAAAUUGGAUCUGUUGUUAUCACUGAAGUCACUGCUUCUUUUCUCAGAAGGGUGAUUAUGGUUAAAGAAGAAAGCCAAACGCUUCGCAAAUAAACUGCUUUGACAUGUGA